This is a messenger RNA of Lachnellula hyalina, 3285 nucleotides long. RefSeq names its product Ubiquitin carboxyl-terminal hydrolase (gene DOA4). Gene Ontology annotation, biological process: protein deubiquitination. NCBI's taxonomy places the organism in Eukaryota, Fungi, Ascomycota, Leotiomycetes, Helotiales, Lachnaceae. Gene Ontology annotation, molecular function: cysteine-type deubiquitinase activity. The record is from RefSeq and is a predicted model, not a curated record. The transcript has 2 exons. The coding region runs from base 1 to 3285 and encodes 1094 amino acids.
AUGAGUCCUGCUGUUCUGGGGGGUCCUCCCCACUCGCGCGCUUCUUCCCUAUAUGGAGGAGGUCCCAUUAGUACGGAAAAGGGAAGGAAAUCUACCGGUGUCGAUACAAUAACAGGCGUGAACCGUGUCUUUCCCCACCUCGAGGAACUAGUUUCGGUCAGACCUGAUAUAAAUCCACAGUCGCCAUUACGCACCAUCCUCGAACGCGGCGAGCAGUUUGCAAAGAGUGCUGAUACCAACCUCGACUUUCGACGUCCAGACCUGGCACUCCAGGAGUACAUAAAGGCGUCUAUUGUAGCAGUCGAGAUCGUUCCUCGCCAUAAAGAUUACCCAUCAAUACAGAAUGAUCGAGGAGACUUGCACCGUCUAUACCAGGGCCUGACCAAAAGGAUUCGAGCUCAACAGCAGAAAUUCGACGAUGUGAAGGAGAUUAUCAAGGAGAAUAAUGCUAGAAAUGGAGUAAAAUCUCCAUCGGCAGGGUCAUUAAAUUCAUCUCGGAAUCUGAAUGGCCUUACCAAUGGCCAUGCGCGAACACACUCGGUGGAAACGCUUUCAAUACGUGGCAACUCUUCAUAUAGCUUGCAAAAUGGUGGCCAAGUUGGAUCUUUAGAUCACCCAGUCACACCGCCAAAAAGGAAGCCUCCAAUACAACCCAAACCGAAUGCACUUCAUGGAAAUGCCAUUCAGCCAGAUUUAGCUGCGCGUUUUGCACGUCUGCGUAGCCCUGAAUCUAAUAGUGUUAUUCAAGAUCCAAGGAUACGGACCCAGCCCAUCUCGAUACCUGACCGCUCAGAACUAACCCCCAACCCUCCAAUAUCAUCCCAGUCAAUCAAUCGGCCAACAGGGCCACGGGAGAUGCCUUCGGUACCUACCACGCUUCCACGCCCCAAACUACUCCCGUUAGAGUUGCCUUCGAUGCCAAGAGCACCAGAUCCUAUAUACAAUAGCCCGGCUCGAAACACUGAUACUACAUCCACAGCAAAUCUUCCUUCCAGUGUCCCCAGGAGCUCUUCAUAUACUAGUAGUGGGAGGAAGAACUCUGCUCCUCCAAUUUCUACGGUUCGUGGUACGCCUAUUCUGGUUGAUGAUAGGCAGGAUUACUUCACGCCGGCCCACUCUGUCAAUGCCUUUUCCGCUCCACCCAAAAAGAAGCGCCCAGAAAUUAACAUACCUAACGCUAGCACCAUCGAGGCCGAAGAUCUUUAUGAGUACCUGAAAAUGGGUUCACAGGCCCUGCGAGUCUUACUCGUUGAUCUUAGAACCCGAGCUCAGUUCGACAGUGGCCAUAUCAUGUCACAGGCUAUUAUUUGCAUCGAGCCAAUGUCCUUACGGCAUGGCGUGUCAGGUGACGAGCUAGAAGAGCGGCUGAUUCUUGGGCCCGAUUCUGAACAAGCGUUGUAUAGCAAAAGGCAUGAGUUUGACCUGGUUGUAUUCUAUGACCAGUCUUCUUCAUCGUUUGAAUCGUCAAUCACCUCGGGAGACGUUUCCGACAACGAUCUCUGUAAUUUUUCCGCUGCUGUGUAUGAUUAUGGGUACGAGAAACGAUUGAAGCGUCAGCCAAUGCUUCUGGUUGGAGGUUUGGAUGCUUGGAUUGAUCUCCUUGGCCACAAUUCACUACAAUCAUCAUCCUCGGGUCCACGGUCUACAGCAACGAGUUUGAAACCCGCUCGGCCCCUUGGUCGUGUGGCAGUGAACAGGGGUUCUAGAAAACCGCUGUUCGUUCCAAGAAGGGUUGAAUCACGGCCCUUUACAAAAGAUGAAGAAACCAAGUGGGACGAAGUUUUGAGAAAUGACGAGACAGUCGGAAGUCCUGCAGUCGCGCCGGAUGGCGAGUCCGAAAAUCUUUAUUAUGCUAGGACGACUGAUGAUUUCAUGCGGCGCUUUCCUGAAGUCUCAACUAUCCAGGAAUCGAUGAUGUCCGGGGAUAAGACCAUUUUGGUUGAAAGCCCACUCACUGAAGAAUUUCCUACACCCCCAGCCCGGCCUCCUCCUGCUCUUCCAAGGCAGCGAUCAAGCGGUAUUUCAGAAAGAGGCUCGGUCACGUACACUCCCGCGCAUGCCGCGACUACGAUCGAACUACCAAAAAAGCCUCCAGGACUUACUGGCUUACACAACCCUGGGAACCUCUGUUACAUGAAUUCAACCAUUCAGAUGUUAGCCACCAUACCUUUUCUGCGAAAUUACAUAUUAAAAUACGAGUACCCACCAAAACAAAGAAUACCACGGAAAGGAGCGGAACUCUCUGAUCCUCCGCAAAUCAUGGUGCGAAACCUCAAGAAUGUGUUUUUUUAUAUGUGGGCUGGCAGUUACGACUGGGUAACCCCGAAGACUUUUGCGAGAUACGUGAAUGCGCUUCAUGUGGGAACAAGUCCCAAUGGUACCCCAAGAGGGCACGCUUUUGGUGGUACCCGCCAACAUGACGCUACCGAAUUCCUUAUUUUUAUGACCGAGGUCUUGGAAGACGAAACUAAUCCUAAUCGCGCUGUGAUUGAACCAAGGAGAACCCAGGCGCAGAUGGACGAGGAAGAAAGGCAAAUGCUCGAGCUUCCACGCUUCGUUGCUGCACAGGUUGCUUGGAAGGCGGAAAAGAGACAAUACGACUCCCCAAUCAGCCGUCACAUGAAAGGCCAGUUUGGUUAUUUCAAGCAAUGUACCCAAUGCGGUCAUGAGACCCGGACAUUCACCUCUUUCAACCAAGUAGAGUGUGUUAUUCCUCGUGACAGUGCCGGAAGGACUCCAAUCCGAGGAAGACUCGACGAAUGGCUUCGUCAAGAAUAUGGUGAGGAACCUGAUGUGGUGUAUGCAAACUGCGACAACUGCAAGGCCCAGCAACGGCCUAGCUGGGAAAACCUCGCCCGAAGAUCCCAAGUCUACAUGACUUAUCUACCAGACUACCUCGUCAUCAACAUCAAAAAAUUCGACUUCUUCGGCGACACUAGAAAAAUAGACACUUACGUCGAGCUUCCGGAAGGGCCCUUUGACCUAGGUGACAUCUUCUUACCAGACGCGCCCCACCACCCUGGGAAGAUGGGUCAGCCGGUUCUGGAGAGAGGACAGGCCGGGCUUUUCAAAUACGAGGUCAUCGCUGUUGUGCACCAUAUCGGGGCUAGUGCAAACCAAGGCCAUUACUGGACUGUGGCCAGACACGUCGAUGUUGCGGGUAUUUCGUCAACAUGGCAUAAGUUCGACGACGCGCAAGUGACACGUGCAAAUUUCAACCAAGUUCAGGGGAAAACUGCAUAUGUUGUUGUGCUUAGGCGAUCGCAGACGGAUGAUAAUUUAUAA